CUGCCGAUAGGUUACGAGAAUUAGGCUCUGAGUGGUGGGAUAUACAAUUGGAUAAACAAAAAUCGCUAUUUAAAAAGGAUUUAGAUGAAAUGGGAGGUGUACAACAAUCUGCAAACGAUGAAAGGUUUGAAAUCUGUCAACGUACCAUGAAUAAGAUAGUGGACAAAAUGAAUUACUUGUCCAAGAUAUUGAAGGGGAUUUUAUUGCCCACAGAAUACUAUUCGAUAUUGGGCAUACUUGUAGAUGAGGUACUAACGAUUAUGAUCGAAAAUCUGGAAGAUUUAUACGACAUCUCUGCUGAAGAAUCAAAUCAAUUGAACCUUAUUUAUUCCAGGUUAUUGAUUUUAGAGAAUAUAUUCAAUAAAAAUAAGCCAAAUACAAUUGAGAAUCAUGCCAAGAGCUGGAACAAAUUCCGCCAGAUUACAGACAUUCUUGUGCUUUCUUUUGCUGAAAUCAUGAACAGAUUUCGCGCUUCCGAGCUUGAAUGUUUUACAACUAAAGAGUUGGAGGGUCUUAUAUGUGCAUUGUUUGCAGAUACUGAACUGAGAGAACGAAAUUUGCAAGAAAUCAAUGAUGGGCAUCCCCAUCGGGGGAAUCGAUAA
Acaulospora morrowiae is the source of this 602-nucleotide messenger RNA. Lineage: Eukaryota; Fungi; Glomeromycota; Glomeromycetes; Diversisporales; Acaulosporaceae. The record is from the annotation of a GenBank genome assembly.